CAACUCAACAUCGAUGAUCAUCGAGCAUCCCUAAUUUAUUUGUAUUCUAUAUUUUUGUGAAAGAUUUUUACAAGUUUGCAAUUUCGAUCGCAAAAGAUUAAGAAAAUUGUUUGACGUGAAUCUGAAAUAAUAAUCCAAGAUGAGCUGUUUCGAGAACAUCACGAUGCCAAGUUGUGUUUGGUUUGAGAGCGGAGAAAAACGAAACAUAUACGCGUCCAUAUUCUCUGGACUCUUGUUCUUUGCGGGCUGGUGGUUCAUCAUUGAUGCAGCGUCAGUGUACCCCGGGGAGCUGCCCAACGCAGCUCACGUGUGCGGAGUGAUGGCCACACUGUCACUUAUUAUGGUCAACUCGGUGUCUAAUGCACAGGUCCGAGGAGAGACGUACACAGGAGGCUGCAUGGGUCCCCGCGGCGCUCGGCUGUGGCUCUUCCUCGGCUUCGUGGUUGGGUUCGCCUCGCUCAUCGCAGCUUGCUGGAUCCUGUUCGCUAACUAUGUUAAUGCUGGUAGCUCAAAACACACUUGGCCGGGAGUGAGCCUGUUUAUGCAGAAUGCCUUCAUAUUCGCAGGUUCGUUGGUAUUCAAAUUCGGACGUUCGGAAGAUGUGUGGGGCUAAGUUGAUGUUUACAGGUCUUCACUGACUUACACAUUAAGCACCACACAACAUAACACUGGUCACAAAAGAACAUUGUAUCAAAUGCAAUACAUUUGAGAACUGUUUUGUUUCUGUAAAAGAAGUUAAUAAAUAUUAUUUAUUUUUCAGAAAUUUGCAAGUUCAGAUUAGAAUUGACAAUUAAAACCCACCUUUGUUUGAAUUAGUUUCGUUUGUUAUUUGACUAUUGAAUUAAUAAAAAUCAAAUACAAUUAAUAAUAUAUUCUAUUGAGUACUUAGUAAAAUGUGUAUCACAGUAGGUAAAAAACAGAAUUAAUUGUACUGUUAUUGUUUGAUUUAUUUACAUAAAUGUAUCAUAUUUUUAGUGAUAAAGUCAGUGAUGGCCUUUUUUUUAUUGUGAAAAAAUGUGAAAAAGCGUCAUUUUGUUGGCAUCGAUUUAACAGCUUUGUUCUUUUUUAUUCGAAUUAGUUUAUUGUAGUGUUAUUUGUAUUAUAGUUGAUUAAUAUUAUUUUUAUUAGCAUUCCUUUUUCAAAAUCAGUUUAUAUGCAAUAACAAUGUAAGCUUCUAGAGUUGUGAACCCUAAAUUAAAUCUAUAAAUUUUGAUUAUCUUGCAAAUAUCAAAAUAUGUCGUAAACAGUAGACAGAAAAGUAAAUAGAUGAUAGCAAGCAUCCAUCCAUCCAACCAUCAUUAGAAAUUAAAUAUCACAUGCCUGAAAUGGUGAAGGAGAAAUAUCGUAUUACCUGUAUACAUGAGGAUUUUCUUAAUUCUCUAUGUGUGUGAAGUCUGCCAACUGGGCCAGCGUGGUGAGCUAAGGCCUAACCCAUUCUGAGAGGAGACUCGUGCUCAACAAUGAACUGAAUAUGGAUCACUGAGCACGAUGAUGAUGAUGAUGAUGACGAUGACGAUGCUGAUGAUGAUGAAGCAUCCAUUGCAUUUCCUUAAAAGAGAACAAUUUAUGUGGACCCUGCGAUGUGAUGUCAUAACUAAAAUAAACGUGUGACCACAAAAUUACAGCCUCAACUUGGUAACAAAUUAUAAGUAAAAUAUAUUAGUGAAAAAAUCGUAUUUUUAUCUGACAAUGGUAAGCCAAUCAGUUGUCUAUUAGCUUUUGUGUCUACGGACAUACAUUCUAUUGGUUGUCUAUUGGUGUAUCAAUAUAUUAAUUAAGUUCUGAAGUUACAUUUGAUUAAGCUAGUCACAUUAUGCUUGACAAUGCACCUUACAUAUAAUGUAAAAUGCUCGAGUAAACUAUGUUCUCAAAAAAUAUUUUUUUUAAGAUAAUAUAUAAUAAUUAAAUUGAUUUAUUAUUUUAAAAUGUAAUAGGUAUUCCUAAAAUAUCUAAUCACGUAUGUUAUAUAAAAAAAUAAAUGGUACUUUCUCUAACAA
Messenger RNA from Bicyclus anynana (squinting bush brown), 1997 nucleotides. Its product is annotated as transmembrane protein 50A-like. The record is from RefSeq and is a predicted model, not a curated record. NCBI's taxonomy places the organism in Eukaryota, Metazoa, Arthropoda, Insecta, Lepidoptera, Nymphalidae. Gene Ontology annotation, biological process: late endosome to vacuole transport via multivesicular body sorting pathway; protein targeting to vacuole. The transcript has 4 exons. Bases 140 to 613 code for a protein of 157 amino acids.